AUGACCCUAAUGAUGCAUCAAGAUCACCUGUCGUCUCAUCCAUCGUCCAAGCAUUCGAGUUUUGUUGACAAGCACAUUCAAACAACGACAAAGAAGGAAGUUACGUCCAGCAAUCAGAAAGGAGAUGACGGUUUGCACAGCGUUGCAGGAUUGGAUUGUUCAGCGCACGGGGGACCUUCGAAUGAUCUGGCACAAGAAAUGGUUUACUGGAAAAAUCUACCAAACGACGAGAGUUAUGUGUCGCCGUUCCGCGAUCCAGGCCAGCGUCGAUAUUUGACAUUCGAGCCUGAUGGGGGUGGAUGGAACAAUAUAAGAAUGAGCAUGGAGACAGUCCUGGCAAUGGCCAUAGCGACAGGUCGUGUCCUUGUUUUGACGCCAUCCCAAAAAAUGUACCUCCUUGGAGGCACCGACUUUUCCUUUGCCGAUUUCUUCCCCCUUCAUAGCAUUGCGAAAGAACAUCCUGGAUUGGAAAUCAUCACCAUGAAGCAGUUCCUUGAAGAAACUCACGGCAAGCUAAAGAAUACGGAAACCAACGAGAUAUCGUACCCACCACACAACACUACAGAGUGGGACGGAAAUACGGGCAGCGUGAAGAGCGAACUGAAUCCAUGGCUUCGAACGAUUGCAUACAACGCCGACUGGAAUCCGGACCAUUGUCUGGCAGCGUUCCCAUCUUCCAAAGAUUUUACCAGUGAAGCCACAUUGACGUCUACCUUUGAACAAGUAAAUAGCGAAAAGGUCAAUUUUGAACAGUUUUUCAAUCAACCAACACCGGUGAAUGGUACCAUUCACGAUCGAAUGGCCGAAUUCAUUGCUGGUAGGAGUGCAAUGUGCAUGUAUGACAACCAAGUACAACGAGAACAAGUUAUUCAUUUUGCGGGCAAGGCAAAACUUGCGGGUGGUCGACUGCUAGUGCAUUUCUAUGCCUUUUUGUUCUUUUCCGAUUGGAAGGCGGAUUUGUGGAUGAAGCGUUUUGUGAGAGACCAUGUGAGAUACAUUGAUGAUAUCCAGUGUGCUGCUGCCCGAAUUGUUGCGGCAGUUCGAGAGGAUGCUCGAAAAAGAAUAAGCGACAAUGCAGAUGGAAUCUUUGACAGCUUUCAUAUCCGCCGAGGAGACUUUCAAUACAAAAAGACAAGAGUGGAGGCAAGUGAAAUACUCAAGGCUGCCGAAAAUGAGAUUCCAAAGGGUACAUUUGUUUAUGUUGCGACUGAUGAAAGAGAUAAAAAGUUCUUUGCGGAUAUGGAAGGUUAUUGGAAUGUAGUUUACAUGGAUAAUUACAUGCACCUUCUUGAUGGAGUUGACAAAAAUUUCUUCGGCAUGAUUGACCAACUCGUUGCUUCGCGUGGCCGGACAUUCUUUGGUUGUUGGUUUUCUACUUUUACAGGAUAUAUCACUCGACUUCGAGGAUAUCAUUCCCAAAAUGCUCAGGCAGAAGGCUCUGACAUGGGCUUGCUACCUAACAGUUAUUAUUACGCGGUGGUCGAACACAAGACAAAACUACACGACUUCUGGCCAGUCAAGAAGCUUUACUACGCCAGAGAGUAUCCCGUAUCAUGGAGGAAUAUUGAUUUUGAUGCACCAAUAUGA
Cylindrotheca closterium is the source of this 1587-nucleotide messenger RNA. The record is from the annotation of a GenBank genome assembly. Lineage: Eukaryota; Bacillariophyta; Bacillariophyceae; Bacillariales; Bacillariaceae.